This is a messenger RNA of Zingiber officinale, 926 nucleotides long. RefSeq names its product ethylene-responsive transcription factor ERF027-like. Gene Ontology annotation, biological process: regulation of DNA-templated transcription. The record is from RefSeq and is a predicted model, not a curated record. Lineage: Eukaryota; Viridiplantae; Streptophyta; Magnoliopsida; Zingiberales; Zingiberaceae. Gene Ontology annotation, molecular function: DNA-binding transcription factor activity; DNA binding. The coding region runs from base 114 to 716 and encodes 200 amino acids. The transcript has a single exon.
UCCAUCCACAUUACUGAUUUGGCUGUACAUUAAUUCUUUUUUGAUAUAGUGGAAUUGUGUGUCGCAGCGUUGAGUUAGUUUGCGAUAUUUCUUUGUUUUGGGUUGUUUGAUUCAUGGCUGAAAAGAGCAGUUCCGGCGAUUCCCAGGUUGUGGAGCCGCCGGCUAGAGAGAGGCUGACCCGGAGCUACCGUGGCGUACGGUUCAGGAGCGGCAAGUGGGUGUCGGAGAUCCGGGAGCCCCGCAAGGCUAAGCGCAUCUGGCUUGGCACCUACCCCACCGCCGAGAUGGCCGCCGCCGCCUACGACGUCGCUGCACAUGCCCUCCGCGGCCCCGACGCCAUCCUCAACUUCCCCGACGAGAUCGCCCGGCGCCCUACGCCGGCUUCACCCUCUCACGCCGAUAUUCGCACCGCUGCAGCCGAGGCAGCCGCUUCCUCGAAGUUGCUUCCGAAGCAGGAAGGGAAGCCGGAGGAGGCUCCGAUUACGCCGAAGACAGACGAGGAGGUAGGGCCGGGCGAGGAGAAAGAGACAGCUACAACGGCGGGGGUAGGUCUGGAACCGGGGAAAUAUAUAGAUGAAGAGGAGAUGUUUGAGAUGCCCAAGUUGCUGAUGAACAUGGCGGAGGGGAUGCUGAUGAGCCCACCGAGGCUGAGUCCACGUCACUCCGACGACUCGCCGGAGACUUCCGACGGCGGCAAUUUGUGGACUUAUCCUUAAUCCGUACAAAAAUACACGUACGUAUAUGGAUUCAAUAUAUAUAUUAUAUAUAUAUAUGCGCUAGCAGGUACAUUCUUCGUGCGUACGUACAUGGUGCAAUGAAAUGCCGCGUACGAAUUCUGCAUUAAUUGGCUGACCAAUGAUCAGUUGGGUUUGUAGUCGGGUUUGAUGCCACAGAUGUCUGUUAAAAAAUUAUCUAGCUUUCGGCCA